GCCCCGCCGCCAGAGGCUGUCGCAGGAGCCAGGCGUGGAUUGGUAUGUGGGUAUGUCGGCCUCUCUUCAUAGGCCGCGCAGGAUUGCUCGAGAGGCUUUGAUUGGCUCAACAGGCGCUGAGCGUUCAUUGGCUGCGCUGGGUCGUCAGGGCGACGAAAAAGGGGAAGGGGUGCUGGGCCUGGCGGGCAAACUAAGGCUGCGGACUGUUGGGCGGUUCCGCGGGGCGUUGUCCGGAGAGCUGCGAGGCCGGGGUUCCCAGGGUUCACGCCACACUCUAGGAAGUGCCUGAGCUAGUGAGCUGGCCAACGAGCUCCGCGGGCUGGGACCAUGGGCUGCUUCUUCUCCAAGAGACGGAAGGCUGACAAGGAGUCGCGGCCCGAGAACGAGGAGGAGCGGCCAAAGCAGUACAGCUGGGAUCAGCGCGAGAAGGUUGAUCCAAAAGACUACAUGUUCAGUGGACUGAAGGAUGAAACAGUAGGUCGCUUACCUGGGACGGUAGCAGGACAACAGUUUCUCAUUCAAGACUGUGAGAACUGUAACAUCUAUAUUUUUGAUCACUCUGCUACAGUUACCAUUGAUGACUGUACUAACUGCAUAAUUUUUCUGGGACCCGUGAAAGGCAGCGUGUUUUUCCGGAAUUGCAGAGAUUGCAAGUGCACAUUAGCCUGCCAACAAUUUCGUGUGCGAGAUUGUAGAAAGCUGGAAGUCUUUUUGUGUUGUGCCACUCAACCCAUCAUUGAGUCUUCCUCAAAUAUCAAAUUUGGAUGUUUUCAAUGGUACUAUCCUGAAUUAGCUUUCCAGUUCAAAGAUGCAGGGCUAAGUAUCUUCAACAAUACAUGGAGUAACAUUCAUGACUUUACACCUGUGUCAGGAGAACUCAACUGGAGCCUUCUUCCAGAAGAUGCUGUGGUUCAGGACUAUGUUCCUAUACCUACUACUGAAGAGCUCAAAGCUGUUCGUGUUUCCACAGAAGCCAAUAGAAGCAUUGUUCCAAUAUCCCGGGGUCAGAGACAGAAGAGCAGCGAUGAAUCAUGCUUAGUGGUAUUAUUUGCUGGUGAUUACACUAUUGCAAAUGCCAGAAAACUAAUUGAUGAGAUGGUUGGUAAAGGCUUUUUCCUAGUUCAGACAAAGGAAGUGUCCAUGAAAGCUGAGGAUGCUCAAAGGGUUUUUCGGGAAAAAGCACCUGACUUCCUUCCUCUUCUGAACAAAGGUCCUGUUAUUGCCUUGGAGUUUAAUGGAGAUGGUGCUGUAGAAGGAUGUCAACUUAUUGUAAACGAGAUAUUCAAUGGGACCAAGAUGUUUGUAUCUGAAAGCAAGGAGACGGCAUCUGGAGAUGUAGACAGCUUCUACAACUUUGCUGAUAUACAGAUGGGAAUAUGAAGUGCAAUGUGGAACCAGGACUUGGUGGAGUUUCACUCGUUGCCCAAGCUGGAGUGCAAUGGCGCGAUCUCGGCUCACCACAACAUCCGCCUCCUGGGUUCAAGCGAUUGUCCUGCCUCAGCCUCCUGAGUAGCUGGGAAUACAGGCAUGCACCACUACACCUGGCUAAUUUUUGUAUUUUUAGUUGAGAUGGGGUUUUUCCACGUUGGUCAGGCUGGUCUCGAACUCCUGACCUCAGGUGAUCCGUCCACCUCAGCCUCCCAAAGAGCUGGGAUUAUAGGUGUGAGCUACUGCGCCUGGCCAUGAUGAUAUUAUUAAACACCAUUCUUCACAUUUCAAAUAAUAACAAUACUUUUUGUUUUUCAAAAAUAAAAUGCAAUGUUAUAUAAAGCUAUAAACUAAGUUCUUUAUGAUAUUUGAGCAACAACUCAGGAAUAUAACAUAUAAGGGAGAUGUUAAUUUAAAAAUUUCCACUACACUUAUUAUCUAUUAACCAAAGCUUAAAAUUUUGUAUUCUUCUGUUAGAUAAGACCUUUUACCCAUUUAAUUUGUCUUUAAGGACAGUCAUUUGGCUUCUGAAUGUUUGAAACGAUUUUAAAAAAUAAGUAGUGCUAUGGUGGUUGUUUCUAUAAUUCUAACCUUUGAUAGUAAUCAGAAUGUAUUACAUUUCAUUUCUGAAUAGCUUUUGAAUUUAUGAAAAAUUAUUAACAAUGAAAAAUUGGUAAUUUUAUUAAGUUAUAUGUGUUUAAAUAUUAUAUUAGCUUAUUUUUCUUGCAUUAAUAGUACUGCUGUUUUUGUUUUGCUUCUUUAUAUUUAUGUCUAGCUUUUAUAUGUAAUUUAUCUAGUGUUUAUAAAAUGUGAUUUGUAAUAAAUGUUGUUAAAAUGAAAA
Gorilla gorilla gorilla (western lowland gorilla) is the source of this 2269-nucleotide messenger RNA. It is a transcript of the gene RP2, whose product is annotated as RP2 activator of ARL3 GTPase. Gene Ontology annotation, biological process: post-Golgi vesicle-mediated transport. Gene Ontology annotation, cellular component: periciliary membrane compartment; cilium. Lineage: Eukaryota; Metazoa; Chordata; Mammalia; Primates; Hominidae. Gene Ontology annotation, molecular function: GTPase activator activity. Bases 328 to 1380 code for a protein of 350 amino acids. The transcript has 6 exons. The record is from RefSeq and is a predicted model, not a curated record.